UUCUUUUCUUUCCUUCUAUAGUCAAAGGAAAGAAAACACACCUUUUCAAUUUUAAAAACUAGCCCAGUUUCAUUGCUAAGCCAUGAUAAACACUUUGUAGUCAGUGCCAUGGAGGGAAGAAAAUGUCAAUCCCAUUUGUUACUCACUACCUAUAUUGAAUUGAAUACAUAUUAACAUGAAUUAAGGUCCAUCUUAUUUUCUAUCUGGAAAAAACUUGAUUUGCUAACUUUUCUUGUCGCCAUUUGCAUGUGCUCAGAUUUUCUGUAAAGUCUGAUGAAACAAUAGGGGAAAACAUGGGAUUCUAUCUUAAUCUCAAACGCAAGGCGUUCCGGCUUAAACGGUUUCUGCUAGGACAUGAAGGCAGAAAAAGAAAAUACAAGCAGGCAAAAAAGCCUUCAUGGAUGAGGCCAAUGACAUAUGGUUAUCAAGUGGUGGAGAGUAAUAUGGCCAGAGAUGGUUCUGAUGACUCUGAUUUUGAUUCAGUUGUGGCACAGAGAGAGGAAAUGGAUCAAACAGAAUUGUGGUAUUUUGGAAUCUUUGACGCACUAAUUGGAGACAAAGUUACCAAGUACAUGCAGUCUUAUUUCUUUGACAAGAUGCUUCAAGAGACUCAUAUAAGGAGAAAAAGCAAGGAAGCUCUGAAGAGAGCUUACCUUGGUGUAAGAGCAAUGAUCCGAGAGCAACACAAAUUAGAGGAGACAUGCAGAAUGGGUUCAGCAUCUGUUAUGUUGAUCGAUGGAGAAAAACUUGUGGUAGCCAACAUGGGAGAUUACAGAAUUGUUGUCUGCAGAGAUGGCAUAGCUCAUCAGACAACUGGCACAUACCUACAAUCAGCGAAAAUACAUUGGUCUCGCAGAUUCUUCGCAGCAUGUCAAUCAGGAAAUGCAGCAGGGGCAAAGCAUUCUAGAGGCUCUGAUCUUUCCGUUAGAAGUGAAAGGAUUGAUUCUGAUACUGAGUUUUUGAUAUUAGCAAGCAAUGGCAUAUGGGAGGUGAUGAAAAACCAAGAGGCUGUGAAUCUGAUAAGUCACAUAGAGGAUCCACAAGAAGCAGCUGAAUGCUUGGCAAAGGAAGCUCUAAUUAGGAUGAGCAAAAGCAGCAUCUCAUGCUUAAUCAUUCGCUUUGACUGACACCUUACCAUAUGCAAUCCUAAUGAUGGCAGUUAAAGAUGUUUCCUUAUAGAAUGCGGUAAAUGCAUUGAAAAUUUUGUGUACGAAAGCUCCAUAUAGCAUUGACCCUUAUUCGACCACUAUUGGUCAUAGUCAUCAGACUUUUUUCAUGGUCCAGCUACAUCAUUAUACGUCUCACUUGACUUCAUUUUUAGAACAGAAGAUAGAUCUCAUGGAAUAUUUUUAAAUGGACACAAGGUCAAAACCUUUCCUCCCUCACUCCGUUGCUUAGGUUUUCUGAAGUGAUUAUACACAAUUAAAUUAUGAUUAACAAAAUCUUUUUUUAUAAAAAUAAUUGA
Molecule: messenger RNA, 1465 nt
Organism: Glycine soja
Lineage: Eukaryota; Viridiplantae; Streptophyta; Magnoliopsida; Fabales; Fabaceae
Product: putative protein phosphatase 2C-like protein 44
Exons: 5
Coding region: 294-1127 (277 amino acids)
Biological process (GO): protein dephosphorylation
Cellular component (GO): cytosol; nucleus
Molecular function (GO): protein serine/threonine phosphatase activity
Source: RefSeq, a predicted model, not a curated record